Messenger RNA from Amoebophrya sp. A120, 5039 nucleotides. The record is from the annotation of a GenBank genome assembly. Lineage: Eukaryota; Dinophyceae; Syndiniales; Amoebophryaceae.
CAAGAAGUACAGCUGAAGGCAGCUGCACCCGUUUGAUUUUCGUUUUGCAACGGCGAGAGUAGGCUGGUCUAGUAAACCUGUCUUUCAUUCUCCGAAUCGGAUGUAGUCUUGCAGUUGCAAGGUUUUGGUUGGUUUUUCCAGGAGCAGGUUUUCAUUACCGAAGAUGGGUGCAGAGAAAGGUACUACCCCAGACAAUCGCCCAAUGGAGGCUGUUGAGGACCACCAAGGGCCGACGUCUUUGGACACGCAAUUCGACGAUUUUGACGAGCAGUUGGCAGCGCUGGAGCGUCUGGUGCACACGUCUUCGUUCGCGCCUGGACCAGUCCGCAGUUCGUUGGACUAUUCCGAGAACCAAUCGGCGUUUAGCACCUUUGCCGACCCGGUGUCCGUUUUCGGCGCGGAAUCUGGGAAAAACCGAUUCUCGUUUCCGCAAGCACAGCGGUUCAACGAACAUGUCAGCGAUGAAAAAUACGCGGCUGUUGGAAAGGAGGAUGAUCAGAACGAGCACGCACUGCAGCACAGAGACGCCCUCAACACAACGUCCACGGCCGCUCCGUCCUUUCCACGUUCUUCCCGGAGCCACUUGCUGGGUUUCGAACUCCGCGAAAUCCAGGUUCAGGAGCCACCGGACGAAGAACAAAAUCAUGUCGAGCGGCACAAAAAAACCUCUCAGAAUAAGUCCAAGAAGCUAGGGCUCCGCCUACGCUACGACACGGGCGAAAUUCUGGAGAUCGAGGAGAAUUCUGUCGUCGACCUGCACAACGCCAGGGCGCUGGAGAACAUUGCGUACGGCCAGGUGGUUCGCGCGGGCGACCGGCUUUUGCGGGUUCAGGGCAAGUCUGACGUGCGAGCCGCGCUGCGCGAGUGGGACGCCUUGCGCCCCCCGCGACCCAUUCUGAAUUUGCAGCUGCGUCGUGAGUUGGCGCAGAAGCGGCAGGAGAUCAAGGCGGAGCGAGCGGAGAAAAAUAAGAAUACUGAUGCAGCAGCCGGAGUGCCGAUGAUCUCUAAAACCGAAGUGGAGCGACUUUUUUUUGCCAAUGUCAACGAUGAUCCGGAAGCUUUGCGAAGCGACGUUCGCGCUCAAGCUGUCGUGGACGCAACGCUGGGGCACGUGACGAGCGCUUUGAACCAACGGCCGCCCGGGUUCGUGGCGGGUGAGGUCAACGCGAUCACGAGAAGCAUAAGCCUGGAGAAAAAGGCUAAGGAUCUUCACGUCCGGACUGGACAUCAACCCGCGAACGCCUCCGCGCCCUCCUCCAAGUCCACUGUCGCAGAUCCCUUUACGCUGAGGACAGCGGACAACGUGCCCCGGGGACGCAGUGUUUUCGCCUUCAGUCCAGAACAAGGAGAAAUAACAGAAGAUUCGAAGCGGGACCGGGAGAGCAAGAACAGUGAGAAGAAAGCGCGGCCGUCUAAGACAGCGACUGCUCGUUCUGUCAAGGUCAAGUCAAAAAGUCCUUCAGGCGGAACUGUAGACACAUCAUCCGCAGCGAAUGCGGACCAAGAAUCCACGGUGGUGGGUGCAAAGGAACCAGAACCACAGCCCGCGUUGCUGUACCCUAGCAUUGACGCACUGUCAACGCGGCGAGCCGCCCGGUCUGCACGAAUCUUUGACGAGCCUGAGGAAGGGAGAGCAGCUGCAAGCAAGCGCUCGAGUGUCAAAUCAAAGCCGAAGGGUAUUCUGAAAGUGCACACGACGGCUCGUUUGCAAGAGAAUCUUCCAACUGGGCAACUACAAGCAGAAAACUUUGCCGGGGUGCGACAAGAGCUGACGAAUAUGCAACGGAUUCUGGCGCAGCGGCGUUCUGCAGAACGGAUGCAUUCAGCGGGACGCUCACGAUCAGCGUCGCGCGACCCAGCGCAGGAGCGGCAGUUCGUUUCGCAGCAAACCAGGAACCUUGGACUGCGCUCAACCAGUGCGAGACGCCGAGAAGAAAAUCGGCUGCGUGCCGAGGCUGCGAGACUCUCCACCGGAGCCGGAGACCCGCUCUUUCGUGACGCGGCGGCCAUGGUGCGCGACUUCGCGUCUGGCGGGGUGGACCGCUCUUUAUCUCCGACGCGCGUUCUCCGGGCCAACGAGGAGAGAAAGGCCUUAGAAGUAAGAAAAAAAAAUCGUGCGAUAUUCUUGGAGCAGAAACGCAAGCGAAAGCAGCUUCAGGAACAGCAGCAGCAAAGUUCUACUUUUCGUAGCCAGAAGCGACUCAAGUCGCGCACACCGUCACCGGUAAAGAAACGGCGGGGGAAGCAGCACCGCGGAGCACUGCGGGCAGUAAACACAACGUUUCUGUCUGAGGAGGCCUCAACCAUCCUGCCCCCUUCGGAGCUGCUUUAUUCGACGUCUUCCGACGAGGACGAUUCUCCUGGUCCGGGCCACUACAACCCCAAGUACGAUGCCGCAGCGCGGUCCAAUCCAGCCCGCGGGGGCACAUUUGGGAAGGCGAAGCGGCUAGUCGGGACGAGUCCAGUUUCGUCGCGGCGCCAGCAGAAGAACCAGACGACUGAUGAUAGCUUCGCUUUCGACGAUGAAUACGGUGAAAAUCUGUCGACCAUCACGCGCCUUUCGGAGGAACCGUCCGUCGCGCCGCGGCGGGGAGGCUACAUUGGUGCGGCCGGACCCGCUGCGCCGCCCCGUGUGCCGACCGAGUCGGUCCGUAACCAGCAGCUGCUGGAAGAGCGGCCACUCACGCACUGCGACAUCGACACCGAGCUGAAACACAAGUUCUCCUUCGCCCCCGCAGCACGCGUGACCGGGCGUGCACCGCAGAACAGAGCUAGAAAAAAACGAAACAUUAAAGUAGCUCCGACCUCAAAUCUGGUCGGCGACAAGUCUUCACAACUUGAUGGGAGUUGUGUGGCACAUCAAGGAACAACACUCGAGGACGAGUACAGUGCGGCUCUGGAUCAUGACGAAGAUACGGCAGAGAGCGACACAGACGCUACCAACUCGGAAAGCGAAGAGGAAGAUCCCAGUGCGCACCUGGGCCCCGGAUCCUACGAUAUCGCGAAACCGUUUGGACAAAAUGCCAAAGGUACUGUGCGGUACCGAAAGCCAACUACGGAGGAAAAAUCGAUACCGAGUAAGGUGGAGAAGGAGAAGGCUGCAGCGCUGCUCGGUCCAGGCAAGUACGAGAUCGAGGAGAAGCUGGCCUCCCAUCACCGCCGGGUGGCCACGCACUCCUUCAAGCACGGACCGCAGCGCUACCGAAUUCUUCGUAUCGUGCGGAAGAGCGGCACCCAAGGUCCCGUCACCGUCGGCGUGCUACCCUACGAGAACCUGCACACACUGGAAUACGGCUGCGCUUCAAAGGUCGUUGUACAAACUCGCAAACGGAAUGGGGAUGCUGGAGCUGUUGAGCGGAGCAACUACGCAGUCCAGCCGUCGGCGUCUACGAUGCUGUUCUACAACGACAGUGACUUCACAGCUGGUGACCAGAAACUACAUUCCAAGUCGACCGUCGAUAGCGCCAGCGACUUGCAGGACGGUGGCCCAGCAGCUUCUCGCCGGAAAUUACCGGGGAGCAGGCACAUCAGUGCUUUCAGUUUCGCUCCGCCUGUGUAUAGCAGCAGGUUGCAGAAGCUGCAGAAGACGGGGUCCCGCGCGGAUUUCUCCUACUUGCGGGAAGUGGGCAAGUAUCGGCACCUGGGGCCGAACACGUACGAUGCGACUAAUGCCUUCAACCGGUUCCGGCUGCGGACCGCACCGCAAGCCCUGUCCUUUUCGCGGGCAACCGGACGCAAAGCCGCAAAGGUACAGUACGACCGACGCCCGCUGGGGCGGAAUCUCCACGACGCGCUGGUGCGGCUGAAACGCGCUCGGACGGCGCUGAUAACGCGCAGCCUUUCCCCAAUUAAGACCCGACGGCUCAACCUGAACCGGGAGCGCACCGUGGACCGGCUGUACGCCCGGGAAGCCUUGAUGCCCGACUGCGUGUCCUUUGGCCCGACCAGCGGCAGCGACGCGGGAGCGUUUCGGGGUAGAAACUUCAGCAGGCACAUUGACUUUGCCGACUUCGCGGACGUCGAGGAACGGAAACAGAAGAGGUCCCGGAAAAUCUUGGUUUCUCGCGAACCGUGGCGGUUCGGUACGAGUUCGGAAAUGCUCGGCGCGGCGGCAACGAGGGCCGGUAGCGCCCCAGCGGAGGCUCGUCUGAAACAAGAAGAUGCUACAACUUCUAAAAGCUCCUACAAGGUCCGUUCCUUCGACAAAUCCGCGCCGCGCCACGACUGGAAGGUGUUCCCGCAACAGCGGAACUUCGACGUGGAGAACUUUCUGGACGCCGACGAAGAGGGGGACGUGCUGAUCUUAGAUCCGGUGGACCCAACGAAGCAGUCCGCGCACUUGAACAACCGACUGGUGGAUUACGCACGGUUCGCGCCCCGGGGCGAGGAUUUUAACUUGUACCCGCGCACCCGCGACCAGAUCGAGAGCGCCGGCGGCGACACCCUCUUGCUCAACCCGCACGGCGAAAAUAAAUUCGCGGACCACCUGCCCUGCAUGGUGGACAUCAGCAGAAGCGAGCGAAGGGGCGCGGUCGGGGUGGUGUCCUCCUCGGGCAACAACCGGUCGAGCAGCCAGCCGGUGCCGCUGCUCGUGCACCGCUUGGGAGACGAGCCGGACGCGGAGGGAAAGGCAACCGAGGGUGACCAGUGUCUGCUGCACGUCGAGGAGGCACGACAGCGGGCCGUGGAACGGCACAGCCGGGCCGCAGACUUCCGGUACGUCAUGGGGCACCCGAAUGCGGAUUACCGGUUGAUGGAGGAAGACCAGCCGCAUUACCCUGGCGAACUGCUGCUGUUCUGGGAAGGCUACCCGGACGCGAUGGCCCGCGGGUAUGAGAGUGCAUAGCACGACCACCGCCGGGUGUCUCUAUUUGAACUUUGAUGGAUACGAACUUUUUUUGUGGACAUUGCGAUUCAUUUUUAUUGCAAGCAAUGCUCUCGCUGUAUCAACAAGUGGGUAGGCCAUCAAUACUAUCAAAGCUGCAUUUGAUGCUGCUCCCAUGCUGGUGUCUUGUAAGAACAAGAAGCUGCAUCAUCAU